Gregarina niphandrodes is the source of this 1308-nucleotide messenger RNA. Its product is annotated as putative translocation protein Sec62. Gene Ontology annotation, biological process: post-translational protein targeting to membrane, translocation. Bases 1 to 1308 code for a protein of 435 amino acids. The record is from RefSeq and is a predicted model, not a curated record. Gene Ontology annotation, cellular component: endoplasmic reticulum membrane; endoplasmic reticulum. The transcript has 2 exons. NCBI's taxonomy places the organism in Eukaryota, Apicomplexa, Conoidasida, Eugregarinorida, Gregarinidae.
AUGGCGUCAGGAUGCUGCAGCUCCAGCAACCGCCAUCGAGAUAGCAAUUGGGACAAAGACGCUGAAGCUUUCCUAAAUGAUGUAUUGAAGUCAUUGAAAACGCGUGAAGCUGUGGAAGUAGGAACAAAGGCAGUGGAAUAUUUUCGAGGUAUUGACUACAUGAAACAUAUUAAUGAGCAUAAAUCCGAAAUCUUGAAAAGACAUGAGUGCCUUUGCCUUCGUGUGGGCAUUGAUUUGAAUGGUGAAGCGGUAGCUAUAGCUAGCGCAUUGGGGCAGUUGUUAGUGCAAUCAGGUUUGAUUGCGAAGACGGAUCAUGCGCCUUUACCGAAUCUGGAUCAGUCUCAAAUUCCGGCUCAUCUAAGAGAUAACUCAAAAUGGCCUCGGAGGGUGAAGAUAGCUAGAGACCAGACGUUUACUCCGGAUGGGUUUUAUGCAAUCAACUAUGAGGCCCAGAAUGCGUAUUCUCUAGCGCUAUUGGGAGGAACGAUCGCGGUGGUCCUUAUUUUCUGCAUGUUUCCAAUCUGGCCAUUUGGCGCGAAGAUUGCUACUUGGUACCUGACGGUGGUACUGCUGACUAUUCUUCUUUUCUGUGUUGUAAUACGUUUGGUGCUCUUUGUUGGUCUUUGGUUCUGUGGUCGAGACUUUUGGUUCCUUCCAAAUCUGUUCGAUGAAGACGCUGGAGUCAUUGAAUCUUUCCAGCCUUUGUACUCAUACAAACAGCGCGAUGACGACUGGCUUAUGGUCGCCGUUCGGGCGUUUGCCGCGGUCCUCACGGCGGCUUCUUUCUACAAACUCAGCGAGACUCAUUCACUAAGCGAUGUCACGGAAGCUGGCGUAGGGGCCUUUAUUGAUAUCCUCGAAUGGGGACAUACCAAACUAGGUGGAAAUAGUACCGAGGUCACAACCAAUGCGAAUCUUGAUGCCUUCCUCUCACCAGAAGAGCGACUGGCCCGCCACUGGGAAAUUUGUGUUAAACAUUGUGAAUUUCAGGACACUGAAGAAUUCAUGGAGUUCUGUGUCAACGACUGCAAUUGUCUCAACGAAAUGUGGCAGAGCAGGUGCUGGAGAGCGUGCGAAUACGAUGUCCGUGAUGAGCUAAAAGCUAACGUUAAAUUGUGCAAGGAGGGCAGACAUUCUUCGCAACUCAAUCCCCCACCGACAGCCGAAAAUAAUGCUUCACCAGAUAAAGGGGACGAGCAAGAGAUGGCGGAGCAAGAGAUGGCAGAGCAAGAGAUGGCAGAGCAAGAGAUGGCAGAGCAAGAGAUGGCGCCGGUCAAUAAUAUUGAUAUGGGUAACAAUGAGUUGUAG